AUGGGGCGGAAAGAAAAUAAGGAAGGGACGAGUGAGGUGAAAGAAGAGCCUAUCAAAGUUUUAAUUAUCGCAGACACAUUUGAUAUCCGUUUUCUUCCCGUCACUUCUGCUUCCUCCAUUGAUAAGUGUUUUCAGGAUAAGUCUCAGGAUGGUUAG
Messenger RNA from Loa loa (African eye worm), 156 nucleotides. RefSeq lists its product as hypothetical. Lineage: Eukaryota; Metazoa; Nematoda; Chromadorea; Rhabditida; Onchocercidae. The coding region runs from base 1 to 156 and encodes 51 amino acids. The transcript has 2 exons. The record is from RefSeq and is a predicted model, not a curated record.